AUGGACACAUCUGGAUCCCGGGCCGUCUACAGGGAUGUAAUGCUAGAGAAUUAUGGGAAUGUGAUGUUGCUGGGUAAGGAUUUUGUAGAUUCAUUUCUGUGGUACCUCAUGCUAAAAGCUGUGGAGCUCUUCAAAGAGUUAAUUAAAUUAACUCAGGAUCCAGAGCCUCCUCAGUCCUUUGAAUCUCAGAGACAAGAUGUUUUUGCUUCCUCUUAUGAGCUCAUGGGAUUUCAAGUUUCCAAACCUGAGCUGAUUUUCCAACUGGAGCAAGAGGAAGAACUGGGGCCUUAUCUACAGAGAACUAAGAAAAGAGAGGAGAUCCUGAGAGACUUCAGUAGAAGGAAACUCUUCAAAGUUAAUUUCACUGGAGAAAAACUUCAAGCCAGUAACUGUGACCCUCCUCCUGUGGAGGAAAGGAGCCUGGAAUUUUGGAGAGACUCCAUUAUGAAUUCAGACCUUAAUAUCCUUCAGGAUAAUACUGUAGGACAGCAACCCCAUAAAUGUAAUGUCUGUACCCAAAACUUCAAAUACAUUUCUGAUCUUAUUCAUCACCAGAGAAUUCAUACUAGGGAGAAACCUUAUAGGUGUGAUGAAUGUGGAAAAGGCUUUAGAAAAAGCUCACAACUUAUUCAGCAUCAUAGGAUCCAUACUGGAGAGAAACCCUAUAGUUGUGAAGAAUGUGGCAAAGCCUUUAGUCAGAGCUCUCAACUUAUUCGACAUCAGAGAACUCAUACUGGAGAAAAACCAUAUAAAUGUGGUGAAUGUUGGAAAGACUUUAGUCAGAGAGCAAAUCUUAUACAACAUCAGAGCAUUCACACUGGUGAGAAACCUUAUGAAUGUGAUGAAUGUUGUAAAGCCUUCAGUUUGAACUCACAGCUUAUUCGACAUCAACGAACUCACACUGGAGAGAAACCCCACAAAUGUGAAUGUGGGAAAGCCUUCAGCCAGAAAGGAAAUCUUAUGCAGCAUCAGAUAACUCAUACUGGAGAGAAACCUCAUGAAUGUAAUGAAUGUGGAAAAGGCUUCAGUCAGAGAGCGAACCUUAUUCAACAUCAGAGAACUCAUAGUGGAGAAAAACCCUAUGAAUGUAAUAUAUGUGGGAAAGGCUUUAGUUGGAGUUCUCGACUUAUUAGACAUCAGAGGACCCAUACCGGAGAAAAACCCUUUGUAUGUGAGGAAUGUGGCAAAGCUUUCAGUGUGAACUCAGAACUUAUGUUGCAUCAGAGAAGUCAUACUGGAGAGAAUCCUUAUAAAUGUAAUGAAUGUGGGAAGGAUUUCAGUAGGAGUUCAAAUCUUAUUCAGCAUCGAAGAAUUCACACUGGAGAAAAACCUUUCUUGUGUAAUAAAUGUGGUAAAGUCUUUAGUCAAAGAACAAAUCUCUUUAAACAUCAGAUAAUUCACUCUGGAGAAAAUUAA
Molecule: messenger RNA, 1416 nt
Organism: Sarcophilus harrisii (Tasmanian devil)
Lineage: Eukaryota; Metazoa; Chordata; Mammalia; Dasyuromorphia; Dasyuridae
Product: zinc finger protein OZF
Exons: 3
Coding region: 1-1416 (471 amino acids)
Biological process (GO): regulation of transcription by RNA polymerase II
Molecular function (GO): DNA-binding transcription factor activity, RNA polymerase II-specific; RNA polymerase II cis-regulatory region sequence-specific DNA binding
Source: RefSeq, a predicted model, not a curated record